Aureobasidium namibiae CBS 147.97 is the source of this 258-nucleotide messenger RNA. RefSeq lists its product as uncharacterized. The transcript has 3 exons. Lineage: Eukaryota; Fungi; Ascomycota; Dothideomycetes; Dothideales; Saccotheciaceae. Bases 1 to 258 code for a protein of 85 amino acids. The record is from RefSeq and is a predicted model, not a curated record.
AUGGCCGGGUACGUCAAUUGUCGCUCCGUCCAGCUGCGCGCCGUCCUCAACUCUCCCGGACUUCACCGCCGCAACAACGUCCCCCACUGGCAGCGCGUGCACCAGACCCACGACGGUCUCCGUCAGUGGCAGAAGGGCCCUCGCGCCAAGUUGAUGCUCUACCCCUACUACGCCCUGCUGGCCUCGACCUCGGCUGCCACCAUGUACAUGAUGGGCAGAAUGGUUCUCGGCCACAAGACUUGGUUCUCCAGCAACUAG